Messenger RNA from Ziziphus jujuba (common jujube), 1544 nucleotides. Its product is annotated as protein trichome birefringence-like 13. The transcript has 9 exons. The record is from RefSeq and is a predicted model, not a curated record. Gene Ontology annotation, cellular component: Golgi apparatus. NCBI's taxonomy places the organism in Eukaryota, Viridiplantae, Streptophyta, Magnoliopsida, Rosales, Rhamnaceae. Gene Ontology annotation, molecular function: O-acetyltransferase activity.
AUGGCUGCAGAACUAAUAGAAGAAGAUUUACUCUCUGCUUCUCUUGAGGUUUUGUUUGAAAAGAUGGCUUCUGGGGAUGUCUAUGAAUUCAUCCGGAGAAUAAAACUCGAAGAUUGUUUGCUCAAGAAGUUGAAGAAUAAGCUGCUGUCAGCUAACUCAGUGCUGAAUGAUGGCGAGGAGAAGCAAAUAAAAAACAAAGCCGUGAGGGAGUGGCUUGCUGUCGCUGAGCUCGAGGAAGCAAUCUAUGAUGCAGAGGACUCAGUGGAUGAGAUCCACAGUGAAGCUUUGCGAUGGAAGAUUGAUGGUGAAUCUGGAAGCAGCUCACAUCAGGUGUUCAAAACACAACUACACGAAGAACACCUUGCAACUUCUUUAGUAGAAGAAUCUGGUGUGUAUGGCAGAAUAAAUGAAAAUAGAAUAAAAUUAUUUUCCAAGAAAGUGACAUUAACUGUGCAUGAUUAUUUUUAUUAUAAAAAUAGCAGCAAAUCCAACUCUCGCGAUCUCAUCAAGUGGCGGUGGAAGCCCACGCUGUGUGAUCUCCCUCCCUUCGAUCCGGCGUCGUUUUUGCAGAAGUACAGUGACAAAAGCAUUGGGUUUGUUGGUGAUUCCUUGAAUAGGAAUAUGUUUGUUUCGCUUUUCUGCUCUCUAAGAAGCGUCUCGAAUGAGGUGAAGAAAUGGCGACCGGCAGGAGCUGAUCGUGGGUUUACGUUUCUUCAGUAUAAUCUCACCAUUGCAUAUCAUCGAACUAACCUUUUGGCGCGAUAUGGUAGGUGGUCAGCUAAUACCAAUGGUGGUGGUUUGGAAUCUAUUGGGUAUAAAGAGGGUUAUAGAGUUGAUGUUGACAUCCUGGAAGGCACAUGGGCGGAUGCUCCUAGGUUUCAUGACAUUCUAAUCUGAAACACAGGACACUGGUGAUGGGCUCCCUCAAAAUUUGACCCAGUAAAUUCACCCAUGCUUUUCUUUGAAAAUGGUCAGCCUGUGAUUCCUCCAAUAUCCCCUGAAGUGGGCCUUGACAUUGUUUUAAAGCACAUGGUAUCAUUUAUUGAGAAGAGAAUGCGCCCUGGUUUGAUCAAGUUCUUCCGUACACAAUCACCUAGACAUUUUGAAGGAGGUGACUGGAGCCAAGGUGGUUCUUGUCAACAGUUGGAACCUUUGUCGCCAGAGCAGGUUGAAGAACUCUUCUCGCUGAAGAAUAAUGGAACAAAUGUUGAAGCACGUUUGGUAAAUCAGCACUUGUUUAAGGCUCUUAAGGGAUCUGAUUUUCGUAUUUUGGAUAUUACCCGUAUGAGUGAGUUCAGAGCAGAUGCACAUCCAUCUACAGCUGGAGGGAAGAAGCAUGAUGAUUGUAUGCAUCGGUGUUUACCAGGAAUUACUGAUACUUGGAAUGACUUGUUCAUAGAGCAUCUAAAUAAAAUUAAGGUACAGAUGUAUACAGGUUGGCAUUAACUUUGACUCUACAAGUCCACUCUAUUCUACUUUAUCUAGUUUCGAGGCAUUUUCAGUAAAAAGGCAAAAUUACAAACUCGGAGUUAUGACGGUGCAAU